Cylindrotheca closterium is the source of this 1023-nucleotide messenger RNA. The record is from the annotation of a GenBank genome assembly. NCBI's taxonomy places the organism in Eukaryota, Bacillariophyta, Bacillariophyceae, Bacillariales, Bacillariaceae.
AUGCCCAUGAUGAAAGAUUCGUCCCGAAUGUCUUCUGCAGAAUCUCCUCCUGACCGGUCACCUUCCAGUCGAGCAAUCAUUGUGCAUCCACUUUUCAAGAAGCGACAUCCAAUCUAUCAGUUCUUUGGCUCUGGGACAAUGUUUGAAAAGUUCCACUACGUUCCCAUUCCUGGUUUUCCAGUCCCUUUUGUGGUACAGCAAAAUUUUGAAUCGAGUAAAGAACACCUUGGAUCGGUCCUUUGGCACGCAGGAACUUCUGCUGCGCGUUAUAUUGCCUCCUAUCUGAACAACCUUGACAAACAUGAAGCAGAAGAAGAAGAAUCAAAACAGCAAACACAAGAGACAAACGAAUGGAAACGACCACGACAACAACGUGUUCUAGAGCUUGGAUGCGGAACUGCUGCUUUAGCUAGCCAAUGCGCUGCAUUAUGUGGAGCCCAAACCUUCAUGACGGAUCUUCCUGAAGUAUUGGAAUGGGCCAAACAGAACGCCAAGACCAAUCUUGCCAAUCAGUUGGCAUGGAAACAACGUCAAGAUGGUCAAGCGACAAGCCAACCACCCCCUCUCGACACUUCUAGUCUAUCACCUCGAAAUAUUGGUCCCAACUUGUCAGCAAUGGUACUACGAUGGGGCGAGACUUCGGAUCUGGUGGAAAUUCAGCGAGCCUUGCAAGAGGAGGAGGGCGACAACAACAACAACAACAACAACAAUGGUGGCAACCCCUCUUCUUAUUUUGAUAUAGUGGUAGCUGCUGAAUGUCUUUAUGCGACCAGUGACAAUCCCGAUUUACAGUCUAAACUGUUGGAAACCCUAAAGGGUCUCCUUUCCAAUGGUCGCACUAAAGUUUUCUUCUCGUACCAGCUCCGAACCGGAGACGAGAAAUUGUUUGUGGAGCAAGUCCUGCCAUCAGUUUUCCCCAAUUACAUGGUGGAAGAAGUAAAUCAUCGAAAUGAUGAUUCUGUCAUGGACACUAAUGUAUAUUCCAUGCUGUGGUUUCGUCCAAAGGAUUUGGAUGAAAACUAG